AUGACCAAAGAAAUUAUUUCUUUAAAACUUAAACGUAAAGUCGAAGACGAUCAUCUACGUCUACACGACAUUGACAGAAUUGAGGAAAUUUUAUCUCCUUUCUUUAAAGUUGCACCAACACUCCAUUCGACCGUGUCUGUGAGAUUUUUAUUUGACGAGUCUACAAGUAAUAAUAAUGACACGGAUUGCAUAGAAAACAAAGAUAACGGCAUUAUUGACGCCAAGAUAUACCAAAUUGGAGAAUUGCAAAAACUUGUCAAAGAAUUUCUAGAGUCAAAUUAUGACUACGCGCAAAUUAUCAGCACGGAACCAAAUCAAAUAAACUUGACAAUAAGAAGAAACAAAAAAUUUUGUCAAGAAGAAAAUAAUAAAGUUGACGAUGAUAGAAGUACAUGUAAUCAAGUACAAGUACGAGAUGCAAAUGCACAAUCUAAACACGUAAUCAUAAAUAUAAAUGAUAAAAGCGACGAUACAUUUGAUGAAAUUUACGAAUCGGGAGUUUCUGG
Molecule: messenger RNA, 506 nt
Organism: Ambispora gerdemannii
Lineage: Eukaryota; Fungi; Glomeromycota; Glomeromycetes; Archaeosporales; Ambisporaceae
Source: the annotation of a GenBank genome assembly